AAGCGGCGCAGCUUCCUGCGGCUCGGGCCGGGAAUAUAGGCGCCCCCGCCCGGGCCAGCUCAACUCUGCCGCCCCUCCUCGCCUUCUCGCCCAAGGCGUGAUGGCCCGGUUCCUGGUGGAGCGCGCCCCGAGUGGAUCGAGGCUCGCUAUGACCCGCGCCGGCCGGCCGGCAGUGCUCCGCCUCCCUCCGCUGCUGCUGCUGCUGCUGCUGGGCGCUGUCUCAACCUUUCCGGAGUCCCUGAAUCAAUCUCUUCCCACUGAGGACAGCUUGCUGUCAAGAGAGACUGUGGAGGAGAGCUAUGAGAUUAAUGCCCUAUUUUGCUGGUUUUACUACAAGAAUCAAAUGAACUCUGUCAAGGACUGGUGCAACUGGACUUUGAUUAGCAGGCAUUACAGCGACCUGCAGUAUUGCCUGGAGUACAAUGCUGACAGUUUUGGCCUGGGUUUCCCAAAUCCUUUUGCGGAAAGGAUCAUCCUUGAGACUCACCUGAUACACUUUACCAACUGCUCCCUGGUGCAGCCCACCUUCUCCGAUCCCCCGGAGGACGUGUUGUUAGCCAUGAUCAUCGCACCCAUCUGCCUCAUUCCUUUCCUGGUGACUCUGGUGGUAUGGAGGAGUAAAGACAACGAUGCCCAGGCCUAGGGGGUCUGUUCCUCAGCAGCCAUUCUUCUGCUGGAGCCGGGAAUCUCUGCCUCCCCUUCUUACCCCUUUUCUCAUACUCAUCUUUCCCACAGACCUUUGGAUUGGUGGAAAUGGAAGCCACGUGAAGUAGUCUUUAAAAUAAAAAAAACCAGUGUUUUUGUACAAUA
Messenger RNA from Mesocricetus auratus (golden hamster), 810 nucleotides. RefSeq names its product receptor activity modifying protein 2 (gene Ramp2). The record is from RefSeq and is a predicted model, not a curated record. The transcript has 4 exons. Gene Ontology annotation, molecular function: coreceptor activity. Gene Ontology annotation, biological process: protein localization to plasma membrane; G protein-coupled receptor signaling pathway; receptor internalization. Gene Ontology annotation, cellular component: signaling receptor complex; membrane; cell surface. Lineage: Eukaryota; Metazoa; Chordata; Mammalia; Rodentia; Cricetidae. Bases 101 to 643 code for a protein of 180 amino acids.